UCUGUUUCAUUUGAUAAGAAGAACAAUGAAGUGCCUUUUAAUUUUCACAUUAGUGUGCUGCCUUUUGUCAAACGCCACCUGGGCUGCACCGCCAAAGAAGGGAGCACCUGUAAAAAAGGCAGAAGCGCCAAAGAAAGGAGAUGACAAUGAACUAAAUCCGACAAUAACUACGGGUUCUACCUACCUAUUGGGGAAAAUGUUUGGCGCAACUGGAGCAUUGGUUUCAGCCGGCGUUAUUCAAGCCGCAAAUGAUGGACUCAAAACAUAUCAAAGAACACAUAAUAUAAAUCAAGCAGUAUAUGACGCCGGAUGGCAUGGUCUGACUAGUGCUAAGGAUUUUAUGAAUACGGCUUCGAAAUGGGUCGGAACAACAGCUAGUAUUAUUAAUGAUGUUCACAAAGGAAAAGAUGUUAAAUCAUCAUUUAUUGAACAGACUCAAAAUACUGCUAAAUACCUUAAAUCUGAAAUUGAAAAAGAUCCGAAUGGCAAGGUGGCCAAAUCACUUAUAGCUGGAUCGAACGUGUUUUUAACCUGGACUAUAGGACCGAUUCCUGCUUGGGUUGCUGCGGCUGGAGCUAAAGCUGCCUCAGAGGGAGCCCAACAUUACAAAGAAACGAAAGACGUAUUUGGAGCACUUAAGGUUGCAGCUGCUUCGGGUCGUGAAAGUGCCUUGUAUCUCAUAACUACUGUGAAAACUUUAGUCACUGGUGGCACAGGAAUGGUAAAAGACAUUGUGAAUGGAAAAGACGCUAAAAGUGCAAUUACACAACGAGCUGAUCAAGCUUUGAAAAAUUUUCAGAAAAAAUAAGAUGGCAAGUUGCACGAAUCAGAAAGAUUGAUCUUGAAUGAUCUUCAUGAUUCAUGACCAUCUAUAUUAGGGAUUGAAGUAUCAAAGUUUAGUUGAUUUAUUUUUUAAUGAAAACUCAAUAAAUAAUGAAUCAAACCAAA
Contarinia nasturtii (swede midge) is the source of this 948-nucleotide messenger RNA. RefSeq lists its product as uncharacterized. NCBI's taxonomy places the organism in Eukaryota, Metazoa, Arthropoda, Insecta, Diptera, Cecidomyiidae. The transcript has 10 exons. Bases 26 to 808 code for a protein of 260 amino acids. The record is from RefSeq and is a predicted model, not a curated record.